Messenger RNA from Daucus carota subsp. sativus, 4265 nucleotides. Its product is annotated as pleiotropic drug resistance protein 3-like. Lineage: Eukaryota; Viridiplantae; Streptophyta; Magnoliopsida; Apiales; Apiaceae. Gene Ontology annotation, molecular function: ATP binding; ABC-type transporter activity; ATP hydrolysis activity. The transcript is spliced from 24 exons. Bases 18 to 4211 code for a protein of 1397 amino acids. The record is from RefSeq and is a predicted model, not a curated record. Gene Ontology annotation, cellular component: membrane.
GCUGAAAAAUUGUAGAAAUGUCGAGGAGGGAUGUUACUGAUACAGUCGGAACUGUUGGAGAAGAUGAUGAUGAAGGUGAACUGGAGUUGGCUGCUAUUGAGAGGAUAGAAGCACAACAAAAUACAACUGAACGUGUUUCUAAGCUUGGAGCUUUAGAAAGGCAUGCAUUUAUCGACAGACUUUUGAAGAAAAUUGAGGAAGAUAAUCACCGGUUGUUAUUGAAGCAGAGACAGAGAAUUGACAGAGUGGGUCUGGAGAUUCCUACUGUGGAAGUAAGGUAUAAGAAUGUAUGCAUAGAAGCAGAAUGUGAUGUAGUUCAAGGAGAGCCCCUCCCUACUCUGUGGAACACACUGAAAAGGAUUACAUUUGGUAUCACAAGAUUUCAAGGGCACACAACUCAUACAACCAAGAUUAAAAUUCUGCAGGAUGUCAGUGGAAUUAUCAGGCCCUCAAGGAUGACACUAUUACUAGGGCCUCCGGGCUGUGGAAAAACCACUCUACUGUUGGCACUCUCUGGAACAAUCGACAAGAAUCUUGAGGUCAGCGGAGAGAUCUCUUACAAUGGAUACAAGUUGAAUGAGUUCAUUCCUCACAAGACAGCAGCUUAUGUUAGCCAAUAUGACCAGCACAUUUCUGAAAUGACAGUCAGGGAAACUCUUGAUUUUGCAGCAAGAUGUCUGGGCAUUGGAAGCAGAGCAGAAACUAUGGCAGAAGUCGUCAGAAGAGAGAAACAAGUUGGUAUUAUACCUGAUCCAGAUAUUGACACCUACAUGAAGGAAACUGCCAUCAAUGGAUUAAAAAGGACUCUGCAGACGGACUAUAUACUAAAGAUACUUGGACUGGAAAUUUGCGCUGAUACGAUUGUAGGAAAUGCAAUGAGAAGAGGAAUAUCAGGUGGACAAAAGAAGAGGCUGACAACAGGGGAGAUGAUAAUUGGCCCAUCAAAGGUUCUCUUCAUGGAUGAAAUCUCCAAUGGCUUAGAUAGUUCAAGCACCUUUCAGAUUGUUAAAUGUCUCCAGCAGUUGACACACAUAACAGAAUCAACCACUUUGAUUUCACUUCUUCAGCCAGCACCAGAGACAUUUGAUUUGUUUGAUGACAUUAUCUUGAUGUCUGAAGGACAGACUGCAUACCAUGGGCCUCGUGAUAAUGUUAUACAGUUCUUCGAGAACUGUGGUUUCAGAUGUCCAGCAAGGAAAGGCGUUGCUGACUUCCUGCAAGAAGUUAUAUCUGAGAAGGAUCAAGCACAAUAUUGGCACCCUAAUAAUCAACCUAUCUAUGUCAGUGUGAAAGAGUUCGCUAGAAAAUUUAAGGAAUCCAGUUUAGGACAGAAAUCGCACGAAGAUCUCUCUCAGAAUAUUGAAAAGGAUGUGAUCCGUGAUGCUGCUUUGACAUUCCACACCAAUUCCACAAGGAAAUGGGAAAUAUUCCAGGCAUGCAUGGCUAGAGAAUGGGUCCUCAUGAAGCGUAACUCAUUUGUUCAUGCAUUUAAAUCUGCACAGCUGGUGGUUUCUGCACUUAUAACAAUGACGGUCUUCCUACGUACACAGACUAGCAUUAGUAUUGUCGACGCCAAUUACUUCCUAGCGUCUCUGUUCUAUUCACUUAUUAGAUUCAACAGUAAUGCAAUACCAGAGUUGUCCAUGACUGUUUCCAGACUUUCCAUCUUCUACAAGCAAAGAGAUUUCAACUUCUACCCGGCAUGGGCUUAUUCCAUUCCUGCCGUCAUUCUAAAGAUCCCAUUUUCAUUUCUAGAUGCAUUUCUUUGGACAGGGCUUACCUACUAUGUCAUAGGUUACAGUCCUGAACCAGAAAGGUUUUUUCACCAGCUACUACUCCUUGCUUUUGUGAAUCAAGUGUCUACAUCAUUAUUUCGCCUGAUAGCUUCGAUCUUUACUGAUCAGUCUGUUGCAACCUUCUGCGGUCUCUUCACCGUAUUAGUGAUGUUUCUAUUUUGUGGCUUUAUAAUUCCACAACCCUCUUUGCCAUCUUGGUUAAAAUGGGGAUUCUGGCUUUCUCCUUUUACAUAUGCAGAGAUUGGAAUUUCUGUGAACGAAUUUCUUUCUCCAAGGUGGCAAAAGGACUUAUCUCUAAAUGCUACAAUAGGGCAUCAAUUUUUGAAAAAUCAUGGAUUCGACUAUAGAGGAAGCUUUUAUUGGAUAUCAAUUGGUGCAUUAUUGGGAUUUUGGAUCAUUCUGAAUAUUGGAUUCACAUGUGCAUUAAAAUUUUCAAAGGCUCCAAGAAGAUCUCAGACUGUCAUUUCACUUAAAAGACUCUCCAAACUUCAAGCAAAAGAAAACACACUCGAAGCAUCUCAAGAGAUUGAAUUGCCCAACGUGGCUACCUCCUACGCUCCUGCAGACAUAAAACAGAUGGGGAUGGUGUUGCCGUUCAAGCCAAUGACAAUAACAUUUGAGAAUGUGCAAUAUUUUGUUGAUACUCCAAAGAAAAUGAGAGAGAAAGGUUAUCAACAAAAGACGAUACAGCUUCUUCAUGAUAUUACAGGAUCAUUUCAGCCUGGAGUGCUGACAGCUCUGAUGGGUGUUACUGGAGCCGGAAAGACAACACUUUUGGAUGUUCUUUCUGGACGUAAAAAUAGUGGUAUCAUUGAAGGAGAUAUAAGAAUUGGAGGAUAUCCCAAGGUGCAGGAUACUUAUGCUAGAAUAUCUGGUUAUUGUGAGCAAACAGACAUCCAUUCUCCACAGAUUACAGUUAAUGAAUCACUGACGUACUCAGCUUGGCUACGUUUGCCACCUCAUAUUGAUGAUAGUACCAAAGCUGAAUUUGUUGUUGAGGUACUUCAAAUGAUUGAACUGGAAGAUAUUAAAGAUGCACUAGUUGGUGUUCCUGGUGUGAGUGGCUUAACAAAUGAACAAAGAAAACGGCUUACAAUAGCAGUAGAGCUUGUUUCCAACCCAUCUAUAAUAUUCAUGGAUGAACCGACUUCUGGUUUAGAUGCCAGAGCAGCUGCAAUAGUUAUGCGGGCAGUUAAGAAUAUUGCAAAUACGAAUAGAACAGUCGUCUGCACUAUCCAUCAACCAAGUAUUGACAUAUUUGAGGCUUUCGAUGAGCUUAUUCUAAUGAAGAGAGGAGGACAAAUAAUAUAUUCAGGAGAGUUGGGUCAGCAUUCAAGUAAACUAAUUGAAUAUUUUGAGAACAUUAAUGGAUUACCGAAAAUCCAGGAAAAUUACAACCCUGCAACUUGGAUGCUAGAGAUUACGAGUUCAUCUUCUGAAGAACAACUUGGAUUAAACUUUGUGCAAACUUAUGAGAACUCUCAUCUAUGUCGGCAAACCAAACAGCGGAUCAAAGAGUUGAGCUCCCCAGCACAAGGUUCAACAGAACUACAAUUUAGCACACGCUUUUCACAAACUCAAUGGGAACAGCUUAAAGCAUGCCUCUGGAAACAGAAUUUGUCCUAUUGGAGGAGUCCUAAAUACAAUUUGGUGCGGUUAGCUUUUAUCACAAUGGCAUCUGUGAUAUUAGCAGCAAUCCUAUGGCAAAAAGGAAAAGACAUAAACGGUGAACAGGAUCUGUUGAACAUACUAGGAUCGAUGUUCCUUUUCCUACAAUUUUUAGGAACAUACAACUGCACAUCAGUUCUGUCAAUUAUAGCUACUGAGCGCAAUGUUGUAUACAGAGAAAGGUUUGCUGGAAUGUAUUCUGCCUGGAUCUAUUCCUUUGCCCAGGUGAUCAUUGAAAUUCCUUAUGUAUUUCUUCAAGUAGGCAUAUUUGUAAUAAUCACAUAUCCAGCAGUCGGUUUCUAUUGGUCUGUAUACAAAGUACUUUGGUAUUUCUUCACAAUGUUCUGUACCAUGCUCUACUACACUUACCUUGGCAUGUUGCUCGUUUCAACAAGUGGUUCUCUUCAAGUGGCCUUCGUAAUGUCAAGCUUCAGUAACACAAUAAUGAGUCUCUUCUCAGGAUUCCUCAUACCAGAACCGAAAAUUCCAAAAUGGUGGAAUUGGUGCUACUGGAUUUGCCCAGGAUCCUGGUCCUUACGAGGCCUUCUUACGUCACAAUAUGGAGACGUUGAUAGGGAAAUAGUAGCAUUUGGAGAAAAAGAGGCCAUCAAUACCUUCUUAGGAAGUUAUUUUGGUUAUCAUAGUGCUGAUACAGGUGUUGUAGCAUUAGUUCUUAUAGCAUUUCCAUUAUUAUUUGCAUCUAUAUUUGCAUAUUCCAUGGCAAAACUGAACUUCCAAAGGAGGUAAAUGUAGAUUGUAUUUACUAGUGAAGUUAUAUAAACAUUAUUUCGAAGCAGGAAA